This is a messenger RNA of Xyrauchen texanus (razorback sucker), 6236 nucleotides long. RefSeq names its product ephrin type-A receptor 8-like. NCBI's taxonomy places the organism in Eukaryota, Metazoa, Chordata, Actinopteri, Cypriniformes, Catostomidae. The transcript is spliced from 17 exons. Gene Ontology annotation, biological process: cell surface receptor protein tyrosine kinase signaling pathway; protein phosphorylation; axon guidance. Gene Ontology annotation, cellular component: neuron projection; plasma membrane. Bases 70 to 3045 code for a protein of 991 amino acids. Gene Ontology annotation, molecular function: ATP binding; protein binding; transmembrane-ephrin receptor activity. The record is from RefSeq and is a predicted model, not a curated record.
GGGAGAGAGAGACAGAGGGAGAGAAAGAGAGAGAGAUUUCUCCCCGCGCUCCGGGUCCACAGUCGCACGAUGGCAUCAGAUCCGGGGCUCGUGCCCCUUUUAGUGUGGACUAUAUCAAUGCAGGUACUGGGGUCCAGGGGAACUGCUAAUGAAGUAAAUCUCCUGGACACAACGAAAAUUUCAGGAGACUGGGGCUGGCUCACAUAUCCUUCUCAUGGGUGGGAUGCAAUCAACGAAAUGGAUGAGUAUUUCACUCCCAUACAUACAUACCAGGUGUGCAACGUCAUGAGCCCAAGCCAGAACAACUGGCUUCGAACCAACUGGAUCCAGCGAGACGGUGCCCGGCGUAUCUACAUCGAGAUUAAAUUCACACUGCGUGAUUGCAACAGCAUGCCAGGCGUACUCGGCACCUGCAAAGAGACCUUUAACCUGUACUACUACGAGACCGACCGUGAAAUUGGAACAAGCAUCUGGGAGAGUCAGUUUUCCAAAAUCGACACCAUCGCAGCUGACGAAAGUUUCACGAACGUGGACCUAGGCGUGCGGAGACUCAAACUUAACACUGAAAUUCGUGGAGUGGGGCCGCUCAGCAAACGCGGCUUCUACUUGGCAUUCCAGGAUAUUGGAGCUUGCAUUGCCAUUGUUUCGGUGCGAGUUUACUAUAAACGCUGCACGGGUAUGGCAAGGAAUCUUGCCAUCUUCACGGACGUGGUAACGGGGGCAGAUUCAUCCUCACUCGUGGAGGUCAGAGGUCAGUGUGUGGACCAUGCAGAAGAAAGAGACACACCCAAGAUGUACUGUAGCGCGGAGGGGGAGUGGCUUGUGCCUAUUGGACGAUGCGUGUGUAGCGCCGGGUUUGAGGAACAUAGAGACAACUGUAUUGCCUGUGAGGUGGGUUUCUAUAAGCCAGUUGCAGGUGAGAAGCUUUGUGGGAAAUGUCCCCUCCACAGUCACUCCGAGACCAGAGCUGCUCUAACCUGCCCGUGUGAUGCCAACUUCUACCGUUCUUCUAUGGACCCUCCUGCUUUUCCCUGCACAAGACCUCCUUCAGCUCCAGUAAACGUCAUUUCAUCUGUGAACGGCACCUCAGUCAGUCUGGAGUGGGGCUCACCUCUGGAUACGGGGGGUCGCAGUGAUGUCGUAUAUGACGUUCUGUGCCAGAAGUGUGACAAUGACGGAACGCAUUGUGAAGACUGUAGGGUGGGAGCUGGUGGGGGCAACGGGGUGGGAAAUGUCAAUGGAGCUGUUGGAGACAACACUGGAUCUGUUGGCGGGACAGUUGGAGGAACUGUAAAUGGGGUGUUGGUGGCCCGGAAUGGAGUGGCCUCAGUACGGUUUAUACCUCAACAGACGGGACUUACGGAACCUUGGGUGACGGUGUUGAACCUUGCCGCUCAUGCCAACUACACCUUUCGUAUUGUGGCACUGAACGGAGUCACACACCUGUACAAUGAGCCUCCACAAUCUGUGAUGGUCAAUAUCACCACAAAUCAGGCAGCUCCAUCUCAAGUAAUGGCUAUCCGACAAGAAAACGCCAGUCAAAACAGCGUUAUCCUUUUCUGGCACGAACCAGCUCAGCCCAAUGGAGUUAUAUUGGAAUAUGAUAUCAAAUAUUAUGAAAAGGACAAUGAGCAACAAAGUUAUGCUACACUAAAGUCAAAGAAUACCAGUGCUAAAGUCUCAGGAUUGAAGCCCGGCACAAGCUACAUCUUCCAGAUACGGGCCAGAACCUCUGCUGGCUGUGGCCGUUUCAGCCAAUCAGUGGAGAUACAAACCGGCAAAGCACCUCCCCUGCGAUAUACCAACAUGACAGUUAUCUGGAUCUGCAUGGUUUCGGUAACGGGACUGGUGACAUUUCUGGCCGUUGUCAUCUGCAGAAAACGGCAAGAGGAACGCUGUGGGUACAGCAAAGCUUUCCAAGACUCAGACGAGGAGAAAAUGCACUACCAAAAUGGCCAUGUAUCAUUUCCAGAAGCCAGAUUUUAUAUUGAUCCCCACACAUAUGAGGACCCCUGCCAGGCUGUCCACAAGUUUGCCAGAGAAAUUGAGGCUUCCAGGAUCAAAAUAGAGAAAAUCAUUGGUUCAGGAGAGUUUGGGGAAGUAUGCUAUGGGCGGAUGAAACUGCCAGGAAAACGUGAUACUCCGGUGGCUCUGAAGACUCUCAAAGCCGGAUACACAGAGAAACAGAGAAGAGAUUUCCUCAGCGAGGCCAGCAUCAUGGCGCAGUUUGACCACCCUAACGUUAUACACCUGGAGGGGGUUGUUACUCGCAGCAAACCGGUAAUGAUCAUCACAGAGUACAUGGAGAAUGGCUCGCUGGACUCUUUCCUCAGGAGACAUGAUGGUCAGUUCACCAUUAUUCAGCUGGUCGGAAUUCUUCGUGGUAUAGCAGCCGGCAUGACUUACUUGGCUGAUCUGGGGUACAUCCACCGGGAUCUGGCUGCCAGGAAUGUUCUGGUCAACAGCAAUCUAGUAUGCAAAAUUUCAGAUUUCGGUCUGUCACGCGUUCUGGAAGAUGACCCUGAUGCAGCCUACACCACAAGUGGAGGAAAGAUCCCAAUCCGUUGGACGGCCCCUGAAGCUAUUGCCUAUCGAAAGUUCUCGUCCUCCAGUGAUGUGUGGAGUUAUGGAGUGGUAAUGUGGGAAGUGAUGUCAUAUGGGGAACGGCCAUAUUGGAACUUGACCAACAGAGAUGUAAUUAAGUCUGUAGAGGAGGGCUACAGACUUCCUGCACCCAUAGGCUGUCCCGGUGCCCUCCACACUCUCAUGCUGGACUGCUGGCAGAAAGACCGCAAUGAAAGACCCAAAUUCUGCCAGAUCAUCACGGUGCUGGACAAGCUGAUUCGGAACCCAGAGAACCUCAAGUCAAUGGACACAUUGUGCAGACUAAACAGUACUUUGAUGAACAGAAGUAUUCCUGAUUUCACCAGCUGCAGAUCGGUGGACGAGUGGUUGGACACCAUUAAGAUGGGCCGUUAUAAGGACCGAUUUGCCGCAGGAGGGUACCUGACUCUAGGGCAUGUGAUGAGGAUGAAUCAACAGUAAGCUGAUUGAUGGAGUGCUUGAGAUUGAGACAUCCAGAGGUUGGGCGUCACAUUAAUGGGCCACCAGAAGAAGAUCAUGACCAGUGUUCAGGUGAUGAGGGUCCAGGUGCUGAACCAGAGCGUACCAUCAGUGCACAUAUAAUCAUGAACCUCUCUGCCUCAUCAGAAUAUAAAUACAUAUUGAUCUGAUACGUGUUUGGGUCUUGUGUAUGAACUUCAAAAGACUACCCCUUCCUGAAACGGAACCUGACUUGGAGGAUUACUGGGAUAAGAAUGGAUGCAAAACAAGAGUUUUUUUUUAUUUUAUUCAACAGGACAUUCGGAAACUAUCCCUUUUUCUCUUUACUUUCUUUUGUAAAUGUAUGAUGGACUGCCUUAAAUGACACAAAUAAUUUAAAUAUUGUUGUACAUGGAAAAAGAUUUUAUUAAUAACAGUCAUGAAUGUGUAAAGAGUGGACCUAAUGAAUAUUACAAAAGAUGGACAUGAAUAUGCAUAGUGUUAAAUGUUUUGCCACACCCACCACAGCACCACAACGGCAUGGAUGAAACUAGGAGUGCCUCAAGUGCUGAUACUCAACGCCGAAUAUUACGACAAAAACAAUGUCAUAUGGGCAUGACCUUUAAAGGUGAAGUGUGUAAUUUCCACAUCACUAGCAACACCACACGGAGUUGUGAACAAUUUCAGACAGGCUUCUCGAACACUCCAUCUGCCAUUGGACGGUAAACAGAUAGUCCCGCCUAAAAUUAAACAUUGGUUGAGCCAAUGUUGUUAGUGUUCAAACAAACCGCAAUAUUUUUAUAACGCCGCAGUUAGUUUUUUUUUUACAUUUUGGCGAAGUCAACUUAUGAAUCGCUUACCGGUACUUGUCUCUGCAUAUUAAACUGUGAUACAAAAAAAGUAUUUAAAUACUGACAAAAUUACACACUUCAUCUUUAAGCUAAAAGCACAUAUGACAAACAGAGUCACUUAAAUGGGAAUCUUUGGGCUCUUGAUAAAAGCUGCAUUGCGCACAAUAUGGACAAACACUGAAUAAGUCUCCGAAUUGCCUCUGUGGUUGUAAAAAAGGCAAUUAUGGAUGCCAUGUGUUUGAUUAAACACCCUGGAACUAAACCUGCUGUUAUUUAUUGCUUGCUGAACCUAGUUUCCCUGUGGAUCCCUCUGGAAACAGGGGGAAUAAAUGUGUAAAUGCUGGUCUACUGAAAAUAACAGAAAUGCUUUUAACUAGUGCUGUCAGUCAAUUUUUUUAUUUUUUUUAUUGCGAUUAAUGGCAUAAUUUUUUGUAGUUAAAUGUGAUUACUCGCAGAUUUUAAUAGUGCUGAAAUUUUAUGCUAUAUAAAUAUAUAGGCAUAUAGUUAUUUUCUAGUAUAAAUUCAUUUGUUUCAUCUUAGGAAAGAAAACAAAACAAUAUGUAUAAUAUAAUGCUUUAUUAGCAUUUUUCAAACAAAACCUUCCAGAAUAUAAAGAUAGAAGGCAACGUUGAGCGCUGAUUUGAACUUACCAUGAAAAGCGCUUGAAAUAAAUAGUUAUUUUGUAUACUUCUGUGGUAAUUAAAAUGCACCUUAAAUAGGCAGAAAAAUACUUGAUUUCUAUCACCAGUCCUAUCUAGGCUUGUUUUGUACAUCAAAUAGUGUUAAGAGCCCCUUUCUCCAUUUUAUCACUGACAGGGAAGUGCUGUCAGCAGUGCUGGGUGUAUAGCAUUACCAAGUAAUUAAUUACUGUAAUUGAAUUACAUUUCUUUAAAAAAGUAAAGGAAUUAAUCUUAAUUUUUCAGUAAUUUAAUUACAGUUACUUCUGAUGUAAUUGCGUUGAAUAUUGUAUAGACCGUAUAGAUACUGUAUAGAAAUGUAAUGUCUAAUGUUAUGUUAGCAUGUUUUCUAAUUUAAUGCAGCCCCCUUAAAUACUUUAAGUUAUUGAAUAAUUUAUUUGACAUUAAAUGAUUUAUUUGAAAGAUACAAGUAAAUCCUUGUAUUUUUCAUCAGGUCAAGGUUGAUCAAGGUUAAUAAGUAAUGCAAUUGAUUUUCAUGCAAUUGAGUAAUUAGUAUAGUAAUUUAAUUACACUCUAUAAUUAGUAGUUAGUAGUUAAUAAUUUUUGUUAGAGUAACUUACCCAACACUGGCUGUCAGAUAUUAUUUUAAAAUAGAUAACAACCUCCGCGGCUCUAUCACAGGCGAGAGUGUAACAGUCAACCAUAUACCGCCCAUAGAAUGUCAAUGGGACAGCCACGUUAUGCUGUUUUAUGCUAAAUUUGUUUUGUUAUUUGGUAGAAGGGCUCUGGUGCUGUGGCGUGUGCGUCAGUGUAAUGACUCCGGGCGGACACAUUACAAAGGGUCCGCCCUUUACACCAGUGUUUAUACUGGUUUAUGCUGUAUUACUGGUAAAAUGCGUUAAUCGCGAUUAAGAAAAAUUAACACGUUAAACUAUUUUUUAAUUAAUCUUAUGUGUCAACUUGUUAAUUCUGACAGCACUACUUAUAACAUUCAUCGUGAGAUCUGUCUGAAGUAGAAUCUGUAUCUCUCUGUUAUUGUCUGAGAUGGCCAGUUUUUAAAUAUUUAUUCUUACCCUUAAAAUGUCAAACGUUCUCAAAGUUUGGGUUGUUUCACGUCAAAUGAAUCUAUUUAAAGCUCCAGUAAUGAACCUAUUUCACACAAAAUGAUACAGCUCAAGAUGCACAUAAAUUUGUAGUGGAACAAAUUUAAAGUUAACGUGAAAUUUAUAUCAACCUUAUUUACAUACUUUAUACACAUUUCUGUUUCAUUGUGCACAAUUUCUCAGUGCACAUUAAUCCAAAUAAAAAACUAUCUUCACAAUCUUUCAUAAAAUCCCAAAUCCAAUCCCUUAAUAUUUCAACCCUUCCAAUCCAACAAUAUGGCUCCAUUCUGGUAUAAGACGGUCACUUUUCACAAUCCAAUCAAUUCCACAUUAAUAAAUUCAAGCCCCGCACCUCAUUUUUUUCUCAUUGAAUAUUCAGUUUUACUUGUAAUUGCGUUACAUUACAGAAUUUAAAUGGGUUGUGAACAGUUUUUCAUGUUGACUUAAAAACACAGGACCUCAUUUAAUAAACCCUGAAAACAGGGUAUGUCUCUAAGUUCAUCUUAAAUAUAAUGAUUCAAUAAUGUAAUUGUACAUCUGUUUGUAAGACUAAUAAAGUUUCCAAUGAAUCAGACAUGUAAAUAUGAAUUAAAUAAAGCUUU